Molecule: messenger RNA, 270 nt
Organism: Ambispora leptoticha
Lineage: Eukaryota; Fungi; Glomeromycota; Glomeromycetes; Archaeosporales; Ambisporaceae
Source: the annotation of a GenBank genome assembly
AUGGCCUCGGCUAGUGGUUUACAACGAAGGCGCAAUGCGGGUGGUCUAAAUUCAUCAGGGUCAUCAUCAAAUGAUACAUAUUUAUCUGCCACCAAUUCAAAUAGCAAUAGUAACGGCAUCACAACCAAUACCAUAGAUCGAAGCAUAAUAUCUGAUAAUGGAGUGAAGAUUGCAGUCGAUCCCAAAGAUUCGCUGGACGACCAAGAUAGAAAACAACCGAAACUCACACUCAUGGAAGAAGUUUUGUUGCUGGGGUUGAAGGAUAAACAG